This is a messenger RNA of Rhodotorula graminis WP1, 1551 nucleotides long. RefSeq lists its product as uncharacterized. NCBI's taxonomy places the organism in Eukaryota, Fungi, Basidiomycota, Microbotryomycetes, Sporidiobolales, Sporidiobolaceae. The transcript has 2 exons. The record is from RefSeq and is a predicted model, not a curated record. The coding region runs from base 1 to 1551 and encodes 516 amino acids.
AUGGACCCUCAGCUCCUCCUCAACUCGUCGUCGUCACCCAACUCGAUCAGCCCGCCGCCCAUCCUCAAGCUCCCCGACGAGCUCCUCGACGGCAUCUUCAUCCUUGCCUACGCCGCGCAGGCCCAACGCAGCCUCGCGCGCAAGCCCAUCUGCCGCCGCCUGUACCCGUUCCAGCGCGCCAACCUGUACCGCGCCGUCCGGGUCGAGAGCUACGACGCGCUCGCGAGCUUCUGCCGCACCGUCAAGGCUGUCCCUCGUGCGCGCGCGUCCGUCCACGAGCUGCAGCUCGACAUGGCCAUGUCGGUCAACUCGCGACCGGCGAGCUCGUCGGCGCCGAACAGCGCCGUGCGCGCAAGCGCGGCGGGCGACGUCGGCAUGGACCUCGAGAGUUCGGGCGAUGAGAGCGAUGGCGAGGAGCUCGUCGCCGAGGGCGCGGUCAAGAACGUGCUCAUCGUCGGGCCUCGCCGUUUGUCGAACCUGUUCGCUCGCCUCGGCAACCUCAAGGUCCUCAAGACCGCCUGGCUCGACGACGGCCUCCUCGACUUCCUUCUUGAAGACGACGAUGAGCUGUUGUGUGCGCGCAUCGAGGACCUCGGCAUCACGGCCGACGCCGACCACUACCGCUGGUACGGCGACGCGUGGUUGUUCCAGCUCGCCGACUUCGCGCGCCUCAAGUCGUUCACGUUCGAGUUCGUCGACGAGCCGGUCCUGUUGCGGUUCGACGAGCUGUACCCUGUUUUCGGCGCCCUCACCCGCCUGUCGCUCGCCGGCAUCGAGUCCGUGCAGUGGGAGGCGCCUGUCCUCGCCGUAGCGAUGCCGCACCUCGUCGAACUCGAGCUGCGGGAUCACGGCGAGGAUGCGUCGUUCGCCGUCAUCUUGCGUCAAGCACCUGUCGGGCUCCGCCGUCUGUGCCUCAUCUCACGGGCUUGCGACCCGGACGCCGUCGGCGCGUACCCUAUGGGUACCCUCGACGACGUCUUGCCGAGGUUCACCCGCCUCGAGGACCUCACGCUGUGCGAGGGCUCGUUCACGGCCGACCGCCUUGGCCCGUACCUCCAGUCGCUCCCCGACAUCCACACGCUGUCGUUCGGCCUCGGCGCCGAGGCCGGCGACAGGCUCCUGCGCGACCUCCUCGAGGGUCCGCACCGCCGUCCUCGUCUCCAACACCUCACCCUCGACCACGUCGAGUGCACCCGAGGACCCACGUUCAGGAGCAAAGGCUGUCGGCACCCGCCGGGCCGCCACAUCCGCAACUUCUACAUGUGGCCCGGCUGGUACCGCGCCUCUUGGCGCUAUCCAUGCACCGAGGCGGGCGUCGCUGCGGCGGUCAGGGCGGCCAAGGCGAACGGCGUCGUCGUCGACGGUACAGCGCUCGACACGAUCGGGUUCGACGACGCGUGGGAGCACGAGAUGUUCGAGUGUCUUCUCGAGUACGGGUUCGAGACGGGCGACUAUUCGGACGUGCGCGAGUGGGUCGGAGGGCAGGGCCUCGAGGACGUCAUUCACGACAUGGAGAUCAUCCGGCGCGAGGUGCUCGAGGGCUUGUGGUAG